Messenger RNA from Prosopis cineraria, 1240 nucleotides. RefSeq lists its product as uncharacterized. The transcript is spliced from 5 exons. Lineage: Eukaryota; Viridiplantae; Streptophyta; Magnoliopsida; Fabales; Fabaceae. Gene Ontology annotation, molecular function: nucleic acid binding; zinc ion binding; RNA-DNA hybrid ribonuclease activity. Bases 38 to 1240 code for a protein of 400 amino acids. The record is from RefSeq and is a predicted model, not a curated record.
UGAAGAAUGGAUAGAUCAAUUGGAGAGUAUUUUUCGUAUGGUUGUGUGCACUUCUAAUCAAAAGGUGCAGCUGGCAAUAUUCCUACUACAGAAGAGUGCUAAGAAAUGGUGGGAAACAUCAGGACCGAAGGAUGAUUCCUCUCUUACUUGGGAAGAUUUUAAAGCCAUAUUGUUCGAGAAUUAUUUUCCUACUGCACUGAGAGCAGAAAAGGAGGCUGAGUUUCAUGCAUUCCGUCAGGGUGAUUUAGAUGAGGAUGAAUUUAUUGAACAAUUCUCAGAAUUAUCUAAAUACUCUACUUACCUCCAGAAACAUGAAGACACGGAGUGGAUGGCUGAACGAUUACUAGAGAAGGCGAGGCCUGAUCUAAGGGAACAGUUAGCCCCUUUUGAGAUCAAGACAUUCAGUGAGAUGUGCAAUAAGCUUCGAAUAGUUUCUCGGAGGAAGAGAGAGGCUAGAUUAGAAGCUGAUAGAGAGAGGAGGAAAGAACCUCAUGGGAAGCCCCCUAUCCACACCCGACCCAUUGGUGGAGUAGAGAAGAGGAGCAGUCAAAUCUUUGGAGGUUUUAGAAAUCAGAAGAAGAAGGGCUACUAUCAUAAGGGCCAGAGCUACAGAGGGAAUCAGAGUGGAAGUCAAGGGUCCUAUAGGAGCCCAGCUACCUUUAAUCCUACUCCUAGUGCUGCUAGUAAUCAAGCAUGCAGUAAGUGUGGGAAGUUUCAUUCUGGUGAUUGUUGGGUUUGUUACAUCUGUCAGAAGCCUGGUCAUAUUGCUAGAUUCUGCUAUCAAAACCAAAAUAGGGGUAAUGAUCAGAGACCUACAGUACCAGCACGAGUGUAUGCCCUCUCUGGGCCAGAGGCUGCUAACAACCCUAAUGCUAUCCGAGGAGAAGAGCCACGAGUGACACGAACCCUUUUGGGUGAGAAUAUGGAGAUGGAUAUGGUGUCUUUAAAUCAUGGCCCUAGACGUGUGUCUUCAGUCUGGUCUGUUGGGGCCUUUGGACCUUCGUUGCAAGUUUUCCUCAGCACUUUGUCCAUGGAGGACGUCUGGACUCCACCCACUAAUAGCCAUGUUCGCCUUAAUGUCGAUAGUUUUGUCAAAGAUCAACAUCACGUUGCCUGUGGGGGAGUAAUCAGGAACAACAAAGGCGAGUGGGUAAUAGGUUUUCACAAAAACCUUGGCCCUUGUCAGAGUACAAAUGCUGAAAUAUUAGCCAUUAAAGUAGGGCUGGAGGUUUGCGACUAA